AUGUCAGAAAAACCUUUACCAUUCAUCUACCAAUUCAUCUCUGGAGCCGUCGCCGGUGUAUCAGAGAUCUUGGUGAUGUAUCCUUUGGAUGUCGUUAAAACCAGACAACAAUUGGAUUCCACCAACGCCUAUAAAGGAACCAUCCAGAGUAUCAAGAAGAUUGUUGCUGAAGAAGGAUUCUCCAGGUUGUACAAAGGGAUCAGUGCGCCCAUUUUGAUGGAGGCUCCUAAGAGAGCCACCAAGUUUGCUGCUAACGACGAAUGGGGGAAAUUUUAUAAAAGGGUGUUUGAUGUACCUGUUAUGAACCAGUCUUUGGCGGUGUUGACGGGUGCCACUGCUGGAGCCACCGAGUCGUUUGUGGUGGUUCCAUUUGAGUUGAUCAAAAUCAGAUUACAGGACAAAACCACCAAGUUCAAUGGAAUGGCCGAUGUCACCAAAGAUAUCAUCAAGAACCAUGGGGUGUUGGGAUUGUACAAGGGAUUGGAAUCGACAUUGUGGAGACAUAUCUGGUGGAACGCCGGGUACUUUGGGUUGAUUUUCCAGGUAAGAGGCUUAAUGCCCAAGCCAAAGACUAGUACAGAAAAGACUUUGAUUGACUUGACCUGUGGUUCGAUCGGGGGUACUUUUGGUACCAUCAUGAACACUCCGUUCGACGUGGUCAAGUCCAGAAUCCAGGCCGGAACCACCACCAAGUAUGUAUGGACUUAUCCUUCAUUGGUAACUGUUGCGAAAGAAGAAGGGUUUGGUGCGUUAUACAAGGGGUUCAUUCCAAAGGUAUUGAGAUUGGGUCCUGGUGGUGGAAUUUUGUUGGUGGUGUUUACCACCUGUAUGGAUUUCUUCAGAGGAAUUCACUAUAAAGAGUAG
Molecule: messenger RNA, 864 nt
Organism: Yamadazyma tenuis ATCC 10573
Lineage: Eukaryota; Fungi; Ascomycota; Pichiomycetes; Serinales; Debaryomycetaceae
Product: mitochondrial 2-oxodicarboxylate carrier
Biological process (GO): transmembrane transport
Source: RefSeq, a predicted model, not a curated record